GUCAGACAGUGCCACGUCAGACAGUGCCACGUAAGCAGUGCCACAUCAAACAAAGUGCCACGUCAGCAGUGCCACGUCAGCAACAUGACGGACCUGCCAGGCCAACUGGCCAAUGAGCCCAUUGCCGACUACAAAAAGCGCGUCCAUGCUCAGCUCACUGCAAUCGAGGCUGAGGAACAACGCCAGCUAGCAGUCAAGGCUGCCCAGCUACAGGCUGAUGAAGCGGCAACAGCAGAGAAGCUGCGGCUACAGGCCGAAGCACACGCAGAUGCCCAGGCUCGCCGCAAGGAAGCCCAGGCUCUGCUGCAGCGGCAUGAAGCCAAUAGCAUCGAGAAACUCAAGUACUGGCACUUUGAACCGAACGGCGACGAGCCAACACCGGAAGAGCAUCAUAAGGAGUUCAUGGCCAAGCUCGUGAGCAGCAGUGCAUCCUCUAGCCGCCAACUGGAGGAACGCGUUGACCACGUAGUGGCAAUGCUAGGAGACAUAAGUGUCUUCACAGAGCCGGCCACCAUCAGCCAGCGGUUCGAGUUGUUGGACUCCAAGAUCAGUCAGCAACAGCAGACAGACCACAGCCACAACAACAGCUCAGCGAGGCCAUACAAGAUGCCGACGUUCCGGAUCGAGAAAUUUGAUUACUACACACAUCAAGACCCGGUCAUCUGGUGGCAAGGAUUUACAACGGAGUUGGGGAUUCACGAAGUCCCUGACCAUCUGUUCAUCAGUGCUUUGUUCAUCAACACCAAGGGAGGUUGUCAGAUCUGGCUCAGCCACAUGGCAACCAUCCACGGCGUCCAGGUGUCAGACCUAUACAAGAAGGUCUCCUGGGAGGACAUGACAAAGGAAUGGAAGAAGCGGUUCAUCGUCGACGUCGCCCCGACACUCGCCGUCAACUGCAUCUUCACGAUGGCUCAAGGGAGCACACCGACGCGUGACUGGCUCACGAAUUGGCAGAAAAUCGUGGCAACGCCCGAUUUGGACUUGUCAUUUCCGCAUCUGUGGCGUGAGUUCUACAACAGGUCAUGCGCCGCUCUCAGCCUCGCACUGGGUGAUCGCGAGCAGUACAACACUUUCGCAGAGAUCAUCAACAAGGCGAGAGAGCUCAUCAAGACUAACAGGCCGGCUGCACACGAGAAGUCCACGUGGCAACCAACCUAUGUGGAGAAGGUACGAACUGGUCUGCGACAGCAACAGUUCGCUGCAGUCCAUCAGGACAGUGGAGAUAACCCAGCAGCCACUCCAACAUCAAGUGACGGAGAUCAGGUGGCUGUUGUCCAGCCGCGAAGCAACAACAAGUCCCGCAACAAUGGGAAGGCGAAAUCCGCAUCGCAGGCCGAAAAUGGACAACCAGGACAAUUUUCAUGGGUCAAGUUUGGCUUGACCGAGGCGGAGUACAAGCUCGGGAAACUGAGCUCCGCGGAAGGUGAGGCGACUCAACCUUCUACUCCGCCAGAUUCGGCCGCCUUGCUAGCGGCAUCCUGCACAUUUGGGGAGGAUGCGAAUGUCGCAAGUCCUCGGUAUACUUACGAGGAUAAUGCUGUCCACUUGGUUCCACCGCUGGACCAACCGCUCCACGUGCAACAGUCCACCGCAUGCACGGUUUCAUCACCAUCGGCAACCGAUUUGGCAGCUUCGCCGCAAUCUAUCGUCGGGGAUUCGACGUCAUGGUCAAGACUUGAAGAGCUCGACCCGUUGACGUUCACAGACUUCCAGUGGAUGCCCGUUCCCUCGACCGGACGAUUGCCGAAACCGCAUUGCAACGUGCUUAUGGCACAAUUGCGGGACUACUUGCACACUGCAGUACCAGCUCCGUUGAUGGAYGCCGGAGCAGAGGUUGUCGACCUUCACGUUUACAUCGCGAAGAUCGACCACGAGUUCAAGACGCAAUGGUACGACGACAUCGACGCACCAUUGCUAUACGUACGCAUUCAGAUCGGAGAGGCGACCUGCAGUGCCUUCAUCGAUUGCGGAGCGUCUCGCAACUACAUCAGCCAGGACUUCAUGGUGCGCGCCAGCCUUGGCCCACGCGUCCGGAGGAAGCCCCAGCCUACGCAAGUCACAUUGGCGGACGGUCACACGCACAAGUCUAUCGACCGGUGCAUUGACAGCGUCCCAGUGUACUUUGCCCCUCACGCAAGUGAGGCGGUGUCCUUUGAUAUUCUGGACACCAAAUUCGACAUGAUCUUAGGCAUGUCAUGGCUGCGAAGCAAGGAUCACCCAGUGAACUUCUUCAACCGCACCGUUCACGUUCGUGACCGGAACGGAGUACUAGUUUCAUGCACGGUGCCUCUUCCUCGUCCUUCGAUCAGCUACCACGUGGUUUCCGCCGCAAGCAUGCGAGCUUCCAUCAUCAGAGACGACAUCGAGGAGAUGGGGGUGUGUUUUCUCCACGCCCUCCCGCCCCAUGACGCUUCAUCGACGGACUCACCUUCGGAUCCACGCAUCACCGAACUUCUCGAAGCCUACAGCGACAAUUUCGAAGGCCUGCACGGAGUAGUACCGGAUCGACCCAUCCGCCACGAGAUCAUCCUCGAGGACGGGGCCGUACCUCCGCGCGGUUGCAUCUACCGAAUGACCGAGGAAGAGUUAAGUGUGCUUCGGGCACAACUCGACGACCUUCUAGAGAAAGGCUGGAUUCGGCCUAGCUCAUCGCCAUACGGUGCUCCUGUUCUUUUCGUCCGGAAGAAGAACAAGGACCUGCGGUUGUGCAUCGAUUUUCGCAAGCUCAACGCGCAGACGAUCAGGAACGCCGGCCCUCUCCCACGCAUCAACGAUCUUCUCGAGCGAUUGGGCGGCGCCCAAUUCUUCCCUAAGCUGGAUCUCAAGUCAGGGUACCACCAACUCGAGAUUCGUAAGGAGGAUCGCUACAAGACCGCGCUCAAGACACGGUAUGGGCAUUUCGAAUGGCUGGUCAUGCCRUUUGGCCUUACGAAUGCCCCAGCCAAUUUCCAAGCGGCUAUGACAACGGAGUUUCGACACAUGCUGGAUCGGUUUGUACUCAUCUACCUCCACGACAUCUUGGUGCAUAGUCGGAGUUUGGACGAGCAUGUGGAGCACCUGCGCACCGUUUUGGAGCGGCUACGACAAGCCAAGGACAAAGCAAACCGCGACAAGUGCGAGUUCGCACAGCAGGAGCUGGAGUACUUGGGACACUAUGUGACGCCGCAAGGCAUCCGCCGGAUCUUCGCCGACCUUCUCCUCCCUCGACCAACCGACAUUGACGCUGCCUUCUCUCCCGCUUCCGUCCGGAAGUACAGGGAAUUGCUGACUCAAGCCCGCGCAAAUAUGCAAAAGGCUCAAGUCCGCAUGCAGCAGCAAGCCAACAGAAGUCGCGUACCAUGUCCCAUCCGCGCCGGUGAUCUGGUUUGGGUCUCCGCGGAAGAGUUUGCACUGGAACAGGAUGUUUCACGCAAACUGCUUCCCAAGUGGUUUGGACCUUGGUCUGUGACAGCAGCCGCGGGCGAUGAGCCCGAUGGCCCUUCAUUUGUGAUCAACAUUCCAGAGCAUCUGACGGUCCAUCCGGUCUUCCACACCUCGAAGCUGGCAACAUACACGCCAGCCAAGAGCGACGACUUUCCGGACCGACGAUCGCAGGACCCUCCUAUGGAUGGCCAUCAGGAAGUUGACCGCAUCAUCUCAAAUCGCAAGUACGGCAGCAAGCCGCGGCAAUACAAAGUCACAUUCAAAGCAUGCGGUCGCGACGACACUCGGUGGAUUUCAGGCGCAGAUUUGAAAGCAUCCGCACCGCUGAUCUACGCGCAUUAUGAAAAGCGGAGGUUAUGACCAGCCCCUCCCACCCGGACUGUGGUCCCUCCCUCAGACAGACAGCUUCGCCCUCGCAGGUAAGCUCGGUUCUUCAAGGAGGGGGGGGUGUGGCACACUGCGUAGCCACACGGGCCCUGCAGGGCCCGUCCCGGACAUUCAGCCUAAAACCCUAAUUCUUAGGGCUUACAGGCCCCGUUC
This is a messenger RNA of Chara braunii, 3963 nucleotides long. NCBI's taxonomy places the organism in Eukaryota, Viridiplantae, Streptophyta, Charophyceae, Charales, Characeae. The record is from the annotation of a GenBank genome assembly.